AUGUCGUGGAAGCAAACAUUUCUGAAAGGGAUGAGAUGCCUUCGGGAAGGCGACGUAGAUGGAUCAUUGCCGUGGUUCACAAAGGCACUGGAAGCUAAUCCGGAGAACCCCUGCAUUGUAUACGACGCACGCUCCUCUGCACUAGAAAAGCUUGGUCGAUAUAAAGAGGCCCUCAAAGACGUCCGCAAGACUAUCGAAUUGGCACCGGAGCAAUGGCAAGGAUACAAUCGCGCAGCUCGACUGUUCUACCAUUUGAAGAAGUACUCGCAUGCCACAAAGAUGAUAGAUGCAGCUCUCGACAGGUAUACACCUAUCUCCAGCUCAAAACGGACGGAAAUGGAAGCCUUGAAAGCCAAGAUUGCCGCCGCCCAUACCAAGUACCUCAGACAGACCCGCAACCACUCCGCCAUACUCCCCAUCGAACUGUUUUCUGAAGUCGUAUACAUUCUCCUCGACGAAGACUCGACCUCAGUCCUGCGGCUUUCGCAUGUCUGCCAGCACUGGCAAAGUGUUAUGGCGUCCAACCCCCUCUUUUGGCGGACGUUGGUACUAGGCAAGAGCCGCCCUCACAUCAAGGCCAAGCAUUGGGUGGCACGCUCACAAGGGAGGAUUCGCGAUUUGCGCAUCAAGGCUGAAGCACUCGAUAAGGGAUGGUCAGGUCAAGGCUUAGAAGGGAUCGACUGGAGCUAUCUGCAGACUUGCUCAAUAGCAAAGUGGGACUUUUGCCGUUUCGUCAAGUCCACGACUCUGUCCUCCCUGUCAAGCUAUGAAUUCAUCAGCGAAGACCGGCUACCUGUCGAUACGCCAAUGCGACUGUUCGACACAGCAUGGCCUCUGCAACAAAUCGCCCUACAAGGGACCCCAUUACCCCCUUACUUCAAUGACCUCCCAGGAGAGUCUAUAUCUUCCCUCGCUCUGCGCAACACCACUGGCACUAUGCCACUCGCUUUGGAGAAAUACGGCUCUCUCAGGACUUUGGUUCUCGAGAACGAACAGCGAAUUAUCAGUGAAUACCCGCCCAACUUGAACCAACUACAGCACCUCGAGAUACACCGCGUCAACGAACAUUCCGAGAAGCUUCUCGGUAUCGCCAUGCCCGAAUUGCAUAUCCUGCACAUACGUAACAGCCCCAGAGUCCUGGAUCAAUACUUCAACAUCCUAGCAGGUGGAAGCCCCUCCCAUUUGACGCAGCUCGUCCUUUCUGGCAUCCCCAUCCGAGACGAAAGGCCGCUUGUAGGACUCGUUGCCAGCAUGGAGCGGCUCGAAAAGUUGGAACUAUCAAAACUCUCCAUUGGAGUCAACGCUGUCGUCAAUCACCUCGCCAGAGCCGGUCAUGGUGAAGGGUCAGACGGGGCUCCGCCUUGCGCCCAUCUCAUUGAACUCAACCUAUCCCACUGUUCCGACCUCAGAACAAGUCCGCUGGUCAGGCUUGUCGCCUCUCGCAACGUACCGAGCGACCAUGGGCUUCGGUGCGCCAAGAUACAGUCGUUGAAUGUCGACGGUUGUGAAGGAGUUGAGGCAGGCAAACUACCUUGGUUCAGAACACACGUCCCAACGUUCAGCUGCAUCUACCGAACAAAGAAUGUCGUGCGGUACAGGCGUUGA
Molecule: messenger RNA, 1605 nt
Organism: Coprinopsis cinerea okayama7#130
Lineage: Eukaryota; Fungi; Basidiomycota; Agaricomycetes; Agaricales; Psathyrellaceae
Exons: 2
Coding region: 1-1605 (534 amino acids)
Molecular function (GO): Hsp90 protein binding
Source: RefSeq, a predicted model, not a curated record